Messenger RNA from Lottia gigantea (owl limpet), 984 nucleotides. RefSeq lists its product as hypothetical. The transcript has 9 exons. Gene Ontology annotation, biological process: chemical synaptic transmission. The record is from RefSeq and is a predicted model, not a curated record. Gene Ontology annotation, cellular component: neuron projection; neuromuscular junction; postsynaptic density membrane. The coding region runs from base 1 to 984 and encodes 327 amino acids. Gene Ontology annotation, molecular function: protein binding. Lineage: Eukaryota; Metazoa; Mollusca; Gastropoda; Lottiidae.
AUGAUGAACACAAGUUCUGGUAGUUUACGAACGACACAAAAACGGUCUUUAUAUGUCAGAGCGUUAUUUGAAUAUGAUCCUAAAAAAGAUAGUGGUCUACCCAGUAAAGGUUUAGCAUUUAAAUAUGGUGAUAUAUUACAUGUCACGAAUGCGUCUGAUGAUGAGUGGUGGCAAGCAAGGAGGAUAACUCCUGAAGGUGAAGAGGAGGGUAUUGGUAUUAUUCCUUCAAAAUCCAGAGUUGAUAGAAAAGAAAGAGCCAGAUUAAAAAAUGUUAAAUUUACUGGUAAAAAUAGUACAAGUACAGAUAAGGUAAGUAGAAUAUACGUAAACAUAUUAAACAUUUAUUUCUGUAGUGGAUUUGAACCAAUAUUAUCAUACGAAGCUGUUGUUCAACAAGAUUUAAAAUAUACCAGACCAGUUAUAAUAUUAGGUCCUUUAAAAGAUAGAAUAAAUGAUGAUUUAAUGUCUGAGUUCCCUGAUAAAUUUGGCAGCUGUGUUCCUCAUACAACUCGAACGCCAAGAGAGUAUGAGCAUGAUUCAAGAGACUAUCAUUUUGUAGAAUCACGUGAACAAAUGGAAAAAGAUAUUCAAAAUCAUUUAUUUAUUGAAGCUGGUGUGUACAACGAUAAUUUAUACGGAACCAGUGUAGCAUCAGUUAAAGAAGUUGCUGAAGUGGGUAAACAUUGUAUAUUAGAUGUUAGUGGUAAUGCUAUUAAGCGUCUACAAGUAGCUGGCUUGUAUCCUAUAGCUAUUUUUAUUAAACCUAAAUCUAUAGAAUCUAUUAUGGAAAUGAAUAAAAGAAUUACAGAAGAACAAGCACGUAAAACGUAUGAAAGGGCAUUAAAAUUAGAACAAGAAUUUGGAGAGUAUUUUACUGCUGUGGUACAAGGAGAUACAGCAGAUGAGAUCUAUGCACGGGUAAAGGAAGUGAUUCGAGAUCAAUCCGGCCCAGUUAUCUGGGUACCAGCUAAAGAUAAACUCUGA